This is a messenger RNA of Schizophyllum commune H4-8, 2183 nucleotides long. RefSeq names its product DAHP synthetase. The coding region runs from base 364 to 1926 and encodes 520 amino acids. The transcript is spliced from 7 exons. The record is from RefSeq and is a predicted model, not a curated record. Gene Ontology annotation, molecular function: 3-deoxy-7-phosphoheptulonate synthase activity. NCBI's taxonomy places the organism in Eukaryota, Fungi, Basidiomycota, Agaricomycetes, Agaricales, Schizophyllaceae. Gene Ontology annotation, biological process: aromatic amino acid biosynthetic process.
GUCCUCCUUGCUUCCCCCCUCCAUCCAGGUUGAAGACUCUGACUUUCUGAGGACCCAAAGCUCGCCCUCCGCCGGACCCCGAGUGCUCAGCAAAACACGAUCGACGCACCGGUGAUUGCCGCAGCGCAGAUUAGAUCUCAUCAGGUCCGUUCAGGACACGACUCAUAGCACUCCCGCCCGCCACCGCCUCCCUCGAGACGAACCAGGCCAGACACGCGAUCCAAUCAAAAUACCUCCUCUUUACCGCAAAUGUCGGGCCCAAACAGCCAGCCUAUAAGUAACUGCCCGACGUGUCUGUUCGGUGCACACUCUGCUCGGACGUCCCCCCACUCGGAACACUCUACAUCCACCACCACGAGCAAUAUGUCUUCGUCGUCGACCAACAAUGACUGGUCCCCCUCGUCGUGGAGGACUAAGCCGAUCGCGCAGGACGUCGUCUACCCCGACCAAGAUCAUCUGGAAAACGUCUUGAAGAAGGUCUCCAAGCUCCCCCCUCUCGUCACUCCUGGAGAGAUCGAGCGUCUACGCUACCAGCUUGGCAAGGUCCAGCAGAACGAGGCCUUCCUCCUACAUGCUGGCGACUGCGCCGAGAGCUUCGACGCAUGCAACCAGGAAGCUAUCGCGCACAAGCUCGGCCUCAUUCUCUCCUUCUCCCUCAUUCUCGUCUGGGGUUCUCGUAUGCCGGUUGUCCGUAUUGGUCGCAUCGCAGGUCAGUACGCGAAGCCGCGCAGCAGCGCCACCGAGAAGAUCGGUGAUCGGGAAGUCGUCAGCUUCAGGGGCGACAACGUCAAUGGCCUCGACCCCGACGACCGCACGCCCAAUCCCGAGCGUAUGCUCAGCGCCUACUUCCACUCCAGCACCACCCUCAACUACCUCCGCGGUCUCCUUUCCUCCGGUUUCGCCUCCCUCCACCUCAACCAGCCCCGCGACUGGUCCCUCGGCCACGUUCAGAGUCCCGCCCUCCGCCAAGAGUUCGAAAACAUCCUCGAUGGCUUGUCCGACGCGCUCGAGUUCAGCCGCACCAUCGGCCACGACAGCAGCAAGUCCUUCGAGCACGGCGGCGGGCACGACCCGCUCGGCGAGGUCGACCUCUACACCUCGCACGAGGGGCUCAUGCUCCCCUACGAGGAGGCGCUCACGCGCGAGUUCCCCGUCCCCUCGGGCGCGCACGUCCCGUCGGGCAAGCCCCUCGGCAAGGCGCACUACAACACCUCCGCGCACUUCCUGUGGAUCGGCGACCGCACACGGCAGCUCACGCAUGCGCAUGUCGAGUACUUCCGCGGCAUCCGCAACCCGAUCGGGUGCAAGGUCGGCCCGUCGAUGCAGGGCGAGGAGCUGGUGCGCUUGUUGGAUAUUGUGAACCCGGAUAAGGAGCUGGGGCGGGUGACGCUCAUCACUCGCUACGGCGCGGCGAAGGUCGAGGAGUUCUUGCCUGGCCAUAUCGCGGCGGUGAAGGCGUCGGGACACCCCGUCGCCUGGGUGUGUGACCCCAUGCACGGCAACACCCACACCUCCGCCUCCGGUCUCAAGACGCGCAGCUUCGGCACCAUCAUCUCUGAGCUCACCUCGUGCAUCCGCAUCCACGCCGAGAACAACUCCCGCCUCGGCGGCGUCUCGCUCGAGUUCACCGGCGAGCUCGACGACAAGGGCUUCUCCGUCACCGAGUGCGUCGGCGGCUCGAUGGAGCUCUGCGAGUCGAACCUGCCGCUGCGCUACCAGUCCUUCUGCGACCCGCGCCUCAACUUCGAGCAGUCCCUCGACCUCGCGUUCCUCAUCUCGAACCACUACAAGCAGGAGCGCCGCGCGCGCCGCAGGGGCAAGAAGAACGCGUACGAGGAGGACACGCUGUACUCGGCGCUAGGCGGGAUUCAGAGCCGCUCCGGUUCCAGGAUCGCGUCGCGCGCGGGCACGCCGCCCAAGGCCUAAAGCCGCAUUCGGGCGACGCGGUCAUCUUUGGAUCGCGGGUGGUUGUGGUGGGUGGUGAUGUCUGCAUGUGUGGCCAUAGGGCCAGAACCAAAAGUCGAUUGCGACACUUGGGAUCUAUUACUGUAAAAGCUAUAAGUAAACCGUAGUCAGCUAUGCUAUCUCGUAUUUAUGCACUUCUGUAAUAGUACACGCACCUAGAAUGGCAUCUAUAUAUUCAGAUUACUUGCCAAGGGCUGGGACGGAGGAACUAACGCGGU